AUGACAUGUCCAGCCCCUAAUGGAGAUCCAGUGGGUGGACGACAGCCGGCGGGAGACCAUCCGCACGGCAUCACCUGGGACAAGGAGGUCAUGCCCGACGGGAAGCGAACCACCGUCAAGUCACGCCUCAGCUUCACGCCGCGCCGCUCCCACCACAACUCCACCAUCACGUGCAUCACCUCCAACCAGCUCGACCCUCCGUUGACCCUUCGCAGCUCCAUCCAACUGAAGGUUCUGUUCCCUCCGGAGGUUCGGCUCAGCGUCAAACCCCAGGCGCUGGUGGAGGGAGACGACGCGACCUUCUACUGCAACGCCGAUGCCAACCCCGGCUCGAUUACGUACAGAUGGUACCACAACAGCCACCUGCUCCAGAACGAGACGGCGAGAUCCCUCACGCUCUCCAAGAUCUCCAGAAAUUUCCACCAAGACGCCAUAUCCUGCGAGGUGUCGAACAAAGUGGGCACGUCCAAGAAGACCCAGAGCGUGCACGUGCAGUACGGCCCGACCUUCCGCUCCCUGCCCCGCGACGUCGCAUCCGAGGAGGGCAAGGAGGUCGUCCUCAAGUGCGACGUGGACUCCAAUCCCCCGUCCUCCAUCGUGUGGCUCAAGGAGGGCAAUCAUAAGAUCAUCGCCUCGGGCUCCGAACUCCGCGUCGUAGUCCGGCCAGCGACCUCGGGCAUGUACACCUGCAUCGCCACCGUCAGGGGCUUCCAGGAACUGCGCGGGAGCCUUCGGGUGCUGGUCAAAGGCCCCCCUCAGAUCGUGAGUUCGAGCGACCAGCAGGGGAGGAUGGGGGACACGGUGACCCUCGAGUGUAGCACGGUCUCCAUCCCGAGUCCCAUAAGGAUCACGUGGACGUAUAAAGGAAGGGAGAUUGACCUUAGGGACGAGGUGGUGGAGGGACAGCAGGAUGAAGGAUUCCGCAACAUCCUGGUGAUCCACGACGCGGACUCGCAGGAUUUCGGAUCCUACAACUGCUCGGUUGUGAACGAGUACGGCGUCGCCAGGAAGCAGAUCCGGCUCAACGAAGAGAUCACUGAGUAUUCUUUAAGCAUGUGUUCUUUUACACUUUGUUUUGAGAUCUGA
Penaeus vannamei (Pacific white shrimp) is the source of this 1086-nucleotide messenger RNA. The record is from RefSeq and is a predicted model, not a curated record. Lineage: Eukaryota; Metazoa; Arthropoda; Malacostraca; Decapoda; Penaeidae.